AGAAGGAAGCGGCGGCCCCGCAGCCGACGGGAGUGCGCUGAGAAUCGGGGUGGAGUGUUAAAAAGGGAGCGUGUCUAGCGAGACCCGUGGCCCCGAAGAAGGGAAGCGAGGCGACGCGGACCCCUACCCAACACCCAGAGGACGACGGAGGAGGGCCGGGGCCGCUAGCAGCUGCUAGGCGCUUUUCGGUGACGCAGCCUCCACGCGCAGACGCGCUGACGGGCCGCGGCCUCCACGUCUCAGGUUCCGCAAAGGCCUGUGGGAGCGACCCGGCAGAAGGAGGGCCAAGAUGGCGGAAGCGGCGGAGUCUCCAGGAGACCCGGGGACAGCAACGCCCAGGCCCCUGUUUGCAGGCCUUUCAGAUAUAUCUAUCUCACAAGACAUCCCUGUGGAAGGAGAAAUCACCAUUCCCAUGAGAUCUCGCAUUCGGGAAUUUGACAGCUCCACAUUGAAUGAAUCUGUUCAGAAUACCAUUAUGCGUGAUCUAAAAGCUGUUGGGAAAAAAUUCAUGCAUGUUUUGUACCCAAGGAAAAGCAAUACUCUUUUGAGAGAUUGGGAUUUAUGGGGCCCUUUGAUCCUUUGUGUGACGCUUGCAUUAAUGCUUCAGAGAGGCUCUGUAGAUAGCGAAAAAGAUGGAGGGCCCCAGUUUGCAGAAGUGUUUGUCAUUGUCUGGUUUGGUGCAGUUACCAUCACCCUCAACUCAAAACUUCUUGGAGGAAACAUAUCUUUUUUUCAGAGCCUCUGUGUGCUGGGUUACUGUAUACUUCCCCUGACGGUGGCAAUGCUGGUUUGCCGGCUGGUACUUUUGGCCGAGCCAGGACCAAUAAACUUCAUGGUCCGGCUUUUUGUGGUGAUCGUGAUGUUUGCCUGGUCUAUAGUAGCCUCUACAGCUUUCCUUGCUGAUAGCCAGCCUCCAAACCGCAAAGCCCUUGCUGUUUAUCCUGUUUUCUUGUUUUACUUUGUCAUCAGUUGGAUGAUUCUCACCUUCACUCCUCAGUAAAUCAGGAAAUGGAAAUUAAAAACCAGGGAAUUCAAAGCUCAUUUCAAAGAUGCAAUUCACCGUGGAGUUUUGCCUCUGGCCCUCUUUUGUCUAAUUUUGGAGGUAUUUGGUAACUGGGUAUAUGAGGAGAUUAAAAGGGAACAAUAAAGCACCAUCACCAUUUAUGUAAGGAACUGAUGUUUGAAAGGCCGUCCUUUCCUUCUUAAUGUUAUUUCUUUAAAAUAUGUGUGCAUAGUACACACAGUAUAAUGCCUCCUUAAGGCAUGAUGGGGUCACUGUGGUCCAUUUGGGUGACAACCAAUGACUCGGGAAGCACAUGGAUACAUCCUACAAGUUGAAUAGAGUUGGUAACUAUAUUUUCAGUUUUGAGAAUACCAGUUCAGGUGCAGCUCUUAAACAUAUUGCCUUAUGACUAUUAGAAUAUGCCUCUCUUUUCAUAAAUAAUAAGGGAUAGUCUAUUUUACUUCUCUUAAGCUUAAAAAGACAAUGACAGAGGUUGGGAAAGGGGUUCAUAGAUGUGGGAGGAGAAAACAUCUACUAAGCAAGAUUCAGAUUUUGAUUAGAGAAAAUUCUGCACUUGUUGCUUAAAAAAAAGCAAAGGACAUCUAAAACAUAGGCUUUUUUAGUCUUUCUGUAUAGUCACCUUUCUGCCAUGCUUAAUAGCACCUCAGUGACACUCUUAAUUUUUUUUUAACAUCUUUAUUGGAGUAUAAUUGCUUUACAAUGGUGUGUUAGUUUCUGCUUUAUAACAAAGUGAAUCAGUUAUACAUAUACAUAUGUUCCCAUAUCUCUUCCCUCUUGCGUCUCCCUCCCGUCCCACCCCUCUAGGUGGUCACAAAGCACCGAGCUGAUCUCCCUGUGCUAUGCGGCUGCUUCCCACUAGCUAUCUAUUUUACGUUUGGUAGUGUAUAUAUGUCCAUGCCACUCUCUCACUUUGUCACAGCUUACCCUUCCCCCUCCCCAUAUCCUCAAGUCCAUUCUCUAGUAAGUCUGCGUCUUUAUUCCCAUCUUACCCCUAGGUUCUUCAUGACCUUUUUUUUUUUUUCUUAGAUUCCAUAUAUAUGUGUUAGCAUACGGUAUUUGUUUUUCUCUUUCUGACUUACUUCACUCUGUAUGACAGACUCUAGGUCCAUCCACCUCACUACAAAUAACUCAAUUUCGUUUCAUUUUUAUGGCUGGACGCUCUUAAUUUUUAAUCUUACUCCCCAGUUCUGCAUAUGCAAGCUAAGGUGUUAGCAGUCAACUUGUAAUUUUCCUUUGACUGAAGCUCUCAGUGGACCAAUGCUUGAACUUACCCAAGUAGAAGACCUCAGAAAUUUAGAUUGGUAGGUCCCUAAUGCAUAUUAUCAUGUGGGCACCUUCUCUUAAGGGUAGAAUGAGGCAGUUUGGAUACAGCAUAGCUGUAAGGAAUUUCUUGCUGUUCUGUGUAGUCUGGCCUCUAACUAAAAAGUAAAGUUAAAUCAAAGGCUGCAUUUAACCAUGUAAACAUGGAGGGAUUUAGUGUUCUAAUGGCUGAUUUCACAGAACAACUAGAUGCUUAAGAGCAUGAGGUAGGAUGAGUUGAGUUUACAGCUGCUGCCUUUUCAUAGUGGGCUUAGCAGUUUUUUCAUUAGGUGUGUUUUUCGGGUUGGGGAUAGCAAUUUAUUUUCUUGGUUUUAGACUUUAUUUGUAAAGCCAAUUAGCUCUCCUUUAGAGAAGUACUUUUUUGCACAUGUGCACCUACUUGUAUUCUCAGCUAUUUAUGCACACAAGUGUGAAGGCUUUUCAGGGAGCAGAGUGUCUGGGACAGGCUGAUUCUGAGCUAAUCAGGGUUCUUUUAAGGUAAUAUGAGCUGCUGCCUUCUAUAAAUUGCACAGUGAAAAACUCUUAAUAGACAAAGAUUAGGAGUCAGGCAGAAAACAUUCAUUGUAAAUAUAGUUACUUAUAAAGAUAGGAAUUUCUUACUCCACAUUUUUUCUUUAUCAUGGAAUUUAAAUAUUUAUUCACUGGUAUUUAAAGAUGACCUACACAUAGAUAUAUAAUUUUUAAAAUAUACUUUCUCCAUCCCCAGGUUAACCAAAUGAACAAUACUAGGACAAAUGAGUACUUGGAAUGAUAUUCAGUUACAGAGCAUUACAAAAUUGGUCCCCUCUGUCCCAGCGUUGUCUAGAUAUUUUGGUUAUGUAUUUGUAUUUGUUUCAAUUUCCCUUUUAAAUUUCAAAAUAAACCCUGUUAGGACAAAGCCAAUGUUUCAGUCUUGAAUUGAUAAAGAAAAUAUUUUGAAACUGGUUCUGAUUUUAAAAUUGGUCCUAAAUUAUCAUCCAUUUCCAUUGUCUGAAAUUUUCUAACUUCCCACUAAAAACAUCUCUCUUCCAAAGUUGUUUUGUAAUCUAUCCCAAUGAUUAUAAUGUAAAAUUAAAGAAGUAAUCAUGCUUCUCAAAAGGGAAUUAAAUCUUCACUGAAUUUUACUCAGGCUAAAUAUUUGGUCAGAAAUUCCUAAGGCCACAACUUUGGUGGGGUUUGUGUGUGUGUGAGGGGGGUGUUAUACAUAUUGGGUGUUAAGGCAACUUGUUCUGUGUUUUAAUCUGUUGCUUUUGGGUGACUUAGGGAAUGGUUUUAUUUGAUUUAAAUGAAGGCGGGUAAAAUGGAGAUUUAAUUAUCUUUCUGAAAAUGAGUGGUCAAUUUGAGGGUAUAAAUAAAUAUUUUCUUAUUAUAUGCAAAAAUGUGCAUUGCUUUCUGUCAUGGAAGACCUGAGUAUCUGGAAGUUGUAACCCUCAACGCAGCUUUCCCUGAUUUGCUACAGAGGCACGUGGCUAAUUAUAGAAAGGAAGACUAGAAGGGAAGGGGACUCCAACAAAGGAAACCCUGUUCCGGGAAUUGGAAGGUUUCACACUUUAGAUGAAAUUCAAGCAUGUGAGCAUCAUUGCCUAAUGUGCAUUACUGCCAUCGUGGCUUAUCACUUGCUGCUCCUGCUUCUGAGAUUGAGACUCCGUUGUCAUAUUCUUUAGCAAUAGGAAAGGCGAAGACUGGAUUUAAUUGCUGUUCAGAUUAUAAAUACUCAAUUGAUGUGAACAUCUUUUUGCAGUGUAGUCUUAAAAGUCAAUCAUUAAUCGUCAAGUCUUUUGCCUCUUAAGUGGUUUAUUACAUGAGUUGAGUUGUAUCUUUUCAUCGUGGUGGGGAUUUUCUUUUGGGCAAGGUGAGGGGAUCACAGGGCAUGGGGCUAGUAAGCAUUUUACUGUUUACUGUAUUUGUCUUUUUAUAAAGUGUCCCCCAAAAUGUGAUUAGAAGGCUAACAAGCCUAUAUUUGAAGGUUUAAUUGUGUACGUUAUAUAAUCUAGGUACUUACUGUAUUUGAACUUCCUGUUUAUUCCUGGAGAUGAAAAUGAAAAUCUCCCAUCAUUUCCAAUUCUUGGAUAACAUCAAGUCAUUGGAAUUUAUCUAAAGCCUAUCAUGAUAUGAUCAGACAACCAUUGCAUGCAGUUGUUUUAUUCCAGAGUAAAAUACUGAAAUUAUGCUUCUUAAUUAAACUGUUCAUUUCUGAGACAAUUUGGAUAGAAAUAAAUGCGUGAAUGUUAAUGCAUAUAUGUAAAUUAGAAAUACUUUUUUAGAUUCUGUGGGCUUUUAUGAAAAAUAAAGAAUUUCUAGGGAUUUACUUAGGUCAUAAGAUGGCUAAAUAAUAAUGUGACAAUAAUAUUACUACAAAUAAUAGCUAACAUUUAUUGGGCACUUACUGUGUGCCAGACACUAUUCUAUUUUUUUAAGAAUUUUUUGUAACAGCUUUAUUGGGAUACACUUUACCAUAAAAUUCACCCUUUUAAAGUAAUAUAUAAUUCAGUGUAAUUCAUGUAAUUGUGCAACUAUCACCACUGUCUCAUUUUAGAACAUUCCCAUCACUCCACAGAGAAACCCCAUAUCCAUUAGCAGUCAUCCCCUUUUUCCCUUUUCCUCAGCCCCUGGCAACCAUCAGUCUGCUUUCUGUCUCUAUGGAUUUGGCCAGGCACUAUUCUUAAGUGCUUUUCAUGCAUCUCCUCCAAUCUUCAACAUAAAGUGGUACAAUCCUCAUUUCACUGGUAGAAAAUUGAGGCACAGAAAGGUUAAGUAAAUUGCCCAGGGUCACACAGUGAAUUGAUUUAAAAUAGGAAAACACAUUAACUGAGAUCAUAGUAGGACACAGUUUUGAAUUGCAUUGUUAUACGCAUGAAAUGAAUACACCUCCUCCCCAGGGUAUGUUCCCUGUUACUAGCCAUUACAACGUACAGCUCACUGGAGGUCAAUAACUCGUUUUUUUCUGAGUACUAGAAUACUAUAUUAGUAGCAUCUGAGAAAGACACAAGAGUGGUUGUACAUUGGGAAGAGUUAGGUUUGCUGCCUUCACUCCUCCUUGAGCCCCUGUUCUUUCCCCUCCUCCCACCACCAGACACAUACACCCCUCCCCUUUUUCUCAAAGUCUUAAGAAUCAAGCAGCUUCUGCCUCUUUCAUUAAGAUUCUCCCAGAGGGAUGGUUAACACAUCAAAAUUUAACGUGUCUAUUCAGGUGUUUAUAGUCAAGGGAUGCCUCUGGUCACAUGUAGUACCAGCUAUAUUCCUAAGACCUCAGAGAGCAGUAGUGUGAAAAUAGAAUGCCUUUCUAUUUGGGUUAAACUAGGUGGGGUGAAGAAAUAACACAGUAAAUAAAGGCUUUGCCUUAAUGAAGUCAGUGUUCCAGCCUGGUAGAAAGUGGCUACACACUGCUCUUGUUCACUCUGUUCUCUUUUAGAGCCUUUGUAUUCUGCACCAUCUCUGCUGGUAAUUUCUUGGUCCUCUUCGAUGCUGUUUUAAUCCUGAUCUUUCCUGUAAAUAAAGAACCUGUGAAAAGAAUAAAUCUGUAAAAUGAUUUGUGAAUAUUAAAUGUGCAAAUAAAAAACACUGGAA
Molecule: messenger RNA, 5890 nt
Organism: Balaenoptera acutorostrata (minke whale)
Lineage: Eukaryota; Metazoa; Chordata; Mammalia; Artiodactyla; Balaenopteridae
Gene: YIPF6
Product: Yip1 domain family member 6
Exons: 7
Coding region: 290-1000 (236 amino acids)
Biological process (GO): endoplasmic reticulum to Golgi vesicle-mediated transport
Cellular component (GO): trans-Golgi network; membrane
Source: RefSeq, a predicted model, not a curated record